This is a messenger RNA of Gracilinanus agilis (Agile Gracile Mouse Opossum), 1816 nucleotides long. RefSeq names its product F-box protein 9 (gene FBXO9). The record is from RefSeq and is a predicted model, not a curated record. Gene Ontology annotation, cellular component: SCF ubiquitin ligase complex. Bases 63 to 1373 code for a protein of 436 amino acids. Gene Ontology annotation, biological process: SCF-dependent proteasomal ubiquitin-dependent protein catabolic process. Lineage: Eukaryota; Metazoa; Chordata; Mammalia; Didelphimorphia; Didelphidae. Gene Ontology annotation, molecular function: protein binding. The transcript is spliced from 13 exons.
ACGCGGGGAGCCAGCCCCCCGCUGUCGACCUCGCGGCUGCGACAGCCGCAGCCGCAGCCAGCAUGGCAGAAGCUGAAGAAGAUGAUUGUCGCUCUGAUACCAAAAGAGCUGAAGAUGAUGAAAAUGCAAGUCCUACAGAUGCAAACCUGCAGGCACAACUUCAGAUGUUCCGAGCUCAAUGGAUGUUUGAACUUGCUCCUGGUGUAAGUUCCAGUGGUUUAGAAACUCGAUCAUCCAAGGGAACAAGAGGGCCUUUAGUGAAGGCCACAGAUACCAAAGGAAAGCAAGAGCAGGCAAAAGAAGAAAAGGCUAGAGAACUCUUCCUGAAAGCAGUAGAAGAAGAACAAAAUGGAGCUCUUUAUGAAGCCAUCAAGUUUUAUCGUAGGGCUAUGCAGCUUGUACCUGAUAUAGAGUUCAAGAUUACUUACAACCGAUCUCCAGAUGGUGAUGGUGUUGGAAGCAGCUACAUUGAGGAUAAUGAUGAUGAUAGCAAAAUGGCUGAUUUAUUGUCCUACUUCCAGCAGCAACUCACUUUUCAGGAAUCCUUGCUCAAACUUUGUCAGCCUGAGCUUGACACCACUCAGACUCACAUUUCAGUUUUGCCAAUGGAAGUCCUAAUGUAUAUUUUCCGAUGGGUGGUUUCUAGUGAUUUGGAUCUCCGGUCCUUAGAACAGUUGUCUCUGGUGUGCAGAGGAUUCUAUAUUUGUGCCAGGGACCCUGAAAUCUGGCGUUUAGCCUGCUUGAAAGUUUGGGGCAGAAGUUGUAUUAAACUUGUUCCUUACACCUCCUGGAGAGAGAUGUUUUUAGAACGGCCCCGUGUUCGGUUUGAUGGCGUUUAUAUCAGCAAAACAACAUAUAUACGUCAAGGUGAACAGUCACUUGAUGGUUUCUAUCGGGCUUGGCACCAAGUGGAAUAUUACAGAUAUAUGAGAUUCUUCCCUGAUGGCCAAGUCAUGGUGCUGACGACCCCUGAGGAGCCACAGUCCAUUGUUCCUCGUUUACGAACUAAGAAUAGCAGAACUGAUGCAAUCCUACUUGGUCAUUAUCGCUUGUCCCAGGACACUGACAAUCAAACCAAAGUAUUUGCUGUGAUAACUAAGAAAAAAGAAGAAAAACCAAUUGACUACAAAUAUAGGUAUUUUCGUCGAGUCCCUGUGCAAGAAACAGAUCAAAGUUUUCAUGUUGGUCUCCAGCUUUGUUCCAGUGGCCAUCAGAGAUUCAACAAGCUUGUUUGGAUACAUCAUUCCUGCCACAUAACUUACAAAUCAACUGGUGAGACUGCAGUUACAGCUUUUGAAAUCGACAAGAUGUAUACCCCCUUGUUCUUUGCCAGAGUGAAGAGUUUUACUGCUUUCUCAGAAAAACCUCUUUAAGAAUUUUACAUCUUUCCUCUUAUAACUCUUGCAUGGGUCUAAAGUGUAGAGCAAAAGAGCACUUAAGUUAUGAAUAUGUAUAUAUUUGGAACUUAUUUUAAAUUGUUGGGGUUUUUUGAGAAAAGUAUAAACUGAUAUUUUUAUUUUGGGAUAGUUUAUUUGGGAAAGUGUUUUGUUUUAAAAUUAAGAUUAUGAGUUGUCUUAAGCAUUUAUGUUGUCAGAAACAAUAUGAUCUGUUUUAAUCAUGUCAUUUUUCAAGCAGGUCUCUAAGCAAUUAUCUUGAAAUCAAAUCUUCAUCUGCCUGAUGACUAUAAUAUUUACAUGAGUCAGGAAUGGACUCUACUGAAAAAGAAUUUUGCUGUAUGUGCAACGUAUAGUUAUAUGUUUUCUGAAGGCUUAAAAUGCAAAAAACAAAACCUUGUUCUACAUUUGUUUGAAACGGA